AUGUCCGGCUCCGUCGAAGGCGCCCCCUUCACCUACAAGUUCGACGUCAGCAUGAUGUGCGGCGGCUGCUCCAACGCUGUUAACAAGGUCCUCAAGAGACUCGAAGAAAACGAAACACAGGUCAAAUCCUACACAGUCCUCCUCGAUAUCGAAAAGGAUAUCCACGAGGCCAACGUCACCACCGAUGACGAGUCCCCUCUCCUCUACCAAAAGAUCCUCCAGACAAUCAAAAAGACUGGCAAGGCGGUCAACUCCUGCGUGGAAUUCGACAAAAAUGGGAACAAGGUUCGUGACAUGCCUGUUAAGGACGAGUAA
Neurospora tetraspora is the source of this 315-nucleotide messenger RNA. RefSeq lists its product as uncharacterized. Gene Ontology annotation, biological process: copper ion transport. The transcript has 2 exons. The record is from RefSeq and is a predicted model, not a curated record. Gene Ontology annotation, molecular function: copper chaperone activity; metal ion binding. Gene Ontology annotation, cellular component: cytosol. The coding region runs from base 1 to 315 and encodes 104 amino acids. Lineage: Eukaryota; Fungi; Ascomycota; Sordariomycetes; Sordariales; Sordariaceae.